CUUGGGACGAGUAUCAGCUUGACGAGCGCGCAUAAUAGACUGUCAAGACGCAAAGACAUGCUAGGAGGACCCUCGUUGCUUCCUCGUGCCCGUCGUGGCGCUCUUCAAAAUGCCCAGCAAGCGGUGAAGAAUGGAUUCCCGCGGCGAUCGUAUUCGAUUCGAGUUUUGCCAAAAGCCUCUGGAUCACUACUUGUCGUACAGGGAGCGACAUCAGCCUCGCAGGGGUCAAAGUCUGAACUUAGUGUAUCUAUGGUCCGAGCAAUCCAUUCUACCAGCAGUUCUCGACAUGAACACCUCACACGGCCCGAACCCGGAACGGGCAUCAAGUUGACAUUCCGCGACUCGAAAGGGAACGAUAUCAAAACGAUCGAAGCGAAUGAAGGGGACGACGUCUUAUCAUUGGCUCAUGAACACGACGUGGAUCUCGAGGGUGCCUGUGAACGCUCAGUAGCGUGCUCAACUUGCCAUGUGAUCUUAUCACCUGAGCACUAUGACAUGUUACCAGAGCCGGAUGAUGAGGAGAACGACAUGUUGGAUUUGGCGUUUGGCCUCGAAGACACAUCUCGUCUCGGUUGUCAAGUGAUCAUGAAGAGAGAGUUGGAUGGGAUGGUGGCCACCCUGCCAUCAGCAACGAGGAAUAUGUAUGUAGACGGGGCGAAGGCAAAGACGCAUUAGGGAGAUCCCAUGUAUACCUGAAC
Kockovaella imperatae is the source of this 698-nucleotide messenger RNA. RefSeq names its product ferredoxin. Gene Ontology annotation, biological process: positive regulation of oxidoreductase activity; P450-containing electron transport chain. The record is from RefSeq and is a predicted model, not a curated record. The transcript is spliced from 6 exons. NCBI's taxonomy places the organism in Eukaryota, Fungi, Basidiomycota, Tremellomycetes, Tremellales, Cuniculitremaceae. Gene Ontology annotation, molecular function: 2 iron, 2 sulfur cluster binding. The coding region runs from base 58 to 675 and encodes 205 amino acids. Gene Ontology annotation, cellular component: mitochondrion.